AUGAAUUCUUGGCGGGGCGGGGUCUGCAGUAGUCUUCGGACCUCUCCCAACGCAGGGCUCUCAGACAACCUAACCGACCUGGAGAAGAGAAGGCAGAUCUACGGACAGAACUUCAUCCCCCCCAAGAAGCCGAAGACCUUCCUGCAGUUAGUAUGGGAGGCGCUCCAAGACGUCACGCUGAUCAUUCUAGAAAUUGCUGCCAUCAUCUCCCUGGGCCUGUCUUUUUACGCCCCACCGGGCGAGGAGAGCGAAGCCUGUGGAAACGUAUCAACUGGCGGAGAAGACGAGGGGGAGUCGGAAGCCGGAUGGAUUGAGGGUGCCGCCAUCCUGCUUUCGGUGAUCUGUGUGGUGUUGGUCACGGCUUUCAACGACUGGAGCAAAGAGAAGCAAUUCCGAGGUCUGCAGAGCCGCAUCGAGCAGGAGCAGAAGUUCACCGUUAUCCGCAACGGGCAACAGGUCCAGAUCCCUGUGGCCGAACUGGUUGUGGGGGACAUCGCCCAAGUUAAAUACGGUACUCACGUCAUGGAAGGCUCUGGGCGGAUGGUCGUCACAGCUGUUGGGGUCAACUCACAGACCGGGAUUAUCUUCACUUUGCUGGGUGCCGGUGGGGAAGAGGAAGAGAAGAAAGAUAAGAAAGGGAAGCAGCAAGAUGGGGCGGUGGAGAAUAAUCAGAACAAAGGUCUGGUGAUGUCAGCCAUCACUGUUAUCAUCCUGGUCCUGUACUUCGUCAUCCAGACCUUUGUGAUCGAUGGGAAGACGUGGUUAGCCGAGUGCACCCCAGUCUACGUGCAAUAUUUUGUCAAGUUCUUCAUCAUCGGCGUCACCGUCCUGGUGGUGGCGGUACCCGAAGGCCUUCCGUUGGCCGUCACCAUCUCCUUAGCCUACUCCGUGAAGAAAAUGAUGAAGGAUAACAAUCUGGUUCGCCACCUGGACGCCUGUGAGACAAUGGGCAAUGCCACGGCCAUCUGUUCCGACAAGACCGGCACGCUCACCACCAACCGCAUGACUGUCGUGCAGUGCUACUUGGGCGACACUCAUUACAAGGAGACCCCUGACCCCAGCAACCUGAACCCCAAGACGCUAGACCUGCUGGUGCAUGCCAUCGCCGUCAACAGUGCCUACACCACCAAGAUACUACCUCCAGAGAAAGAAGGGGGCCUGCCCCGCCAGGUCGGCAACAAGACAGAGUGUUCGCUGCUGGGCUUCGUGGUCAACCUGAGGCGGGACUACCAGUCAGUGCGUGACCAGAUCCCUGAGGAGAAGCUCUACAAGGUCUACACCUUUAAUUCUGUCCGCAAGUCCAUGAGCACCGUCACUUGCAUGCCUGACGGCGGCUACCGUCUCUUCAGCAAAGGUGCCUCCGAAAUCGUCCUUAAAAAGUGCACAAACAUCCUAAAUAGCAAUGGGGAGUUGCGCAGCUUCCGGCCCCGGGACCGAGAUGAAAUGGUGAAGAAAGUGAUCGAGCCCAUGGCGUGCAACGGGCUGCGGACCAUCUGCAUCGCAUACCGCGACUUCCCGGCAGGCAAAGAGCCAGAAUGGGACAACGAGAACGAGAUUGUGAUAGACUUGACCUGCAUUGCUGUGGUGGGGAUUGAGGACCCCGUGAGGCCGGAGGUGCCAGAAGCCAUCCGCAAAUGCCAGCGCGCUGGCAUCACUGUCCGCAUGGUGACGGGGGACAACAUCAACACGGCCCGGGCCAUCGCUGCCAAGUGCGGCAUCAUCCAGCCAGGGGAAGAUUUCUUGUGCCUGGAGGGAAAGGAGUUCAACCGGCGGAUCCGCAACGAAAAGGGGGAGUUCGAAAGCAAGAAAUUGCAAAGACAAUGGCCCAAGCGGAUCCUAGCCCGUGCCAAUCAGAAGGCUAGGGAAGCAUUAAUAAAAGGUAUUAUUGACAGCACUACUGGAGAGCAGCGCCAGGUGGUGGCGGUCACCGGGGAUGGGACAAACGACGGGCCAGCGCUCAAGAAGGCCGAUGUGGGCUUUGCCAUGGGCAUAGCAGGCACUGACGUGGCGAAGGAAGCCUCGGACAUCAUCCUGACCGAUGACAACUUCUCCAGCAUCGUCAAGGCAGUGAUGUGGGGCCGCAAUGUGUACGACAGCAUCUCCAAAUUCCUGCAAUUCCAGCUCACGGUCAAUGUGGUGGCCGUCAUCGUGGCCUUCACUGGCGCCUGCAUCACACAGGAUUCCCCACUCAAAGCAGUGCAGAUGCUGUGGGUGAACUUGAUCAUGGACACCUUCGCUUCCCUGGCCCUCGCCACCGAACCCCCGACAGAGUCCCUGCUUCUGCGCAAGCCGUACGGACGCAACAAGCCCCUCCUCCCCCUCAUCUCCCGCACCAUGAUGAAGAAUAUCUUGGGCCACGCCGUGUACCAGCUCACCAUCAUCUUCACCCUCCUCUUUGUGGGCGAGGUUUUUUUCGACAUCGACAGUGGCCGCAAUGCCCCCCUGCACUCCCCGUCCUCGGAGCACUACACCAUCAUCUUCAACACCUUUGUCAUGAUGCAGCUCUUCAACGAGAUCAACGCCCGCAAAAUCCACGGCGAGCGCAACGUCUUUGAUGGCAUUUUCGGCAACCCCAUCUUUUGCAGCAUCGUGCUGGGCACCUUUGUCAUACAGAUUGUCAUUGUGCAGUUUGGGGGGAAGCCAUUCAGCUGUUCCCCACUGAAUGCAGAACAAUGGCUCUGGUGUCUCUUUGUGGGCGUCGGGGAACUCGUCUGGGGACAGGUCAUUGCCAGCAUCCCUACCAGCCAUCUCAAGUGCUUGAAGGAGGCGGGCCACGGUCCCGGCAAGGACGAGAUCACCGACGAAGAGAUGGCGGAGGAUGAGGAGGAAAUUGACCACGCCGAGCGGGAGCUGCGCCGUGGCCAGAUCCUUUGGUUCCGGGGCCUUAAUCGCAUCCAGACCCAGAUCCGCGUAGUGAAAGCGUUCCGUAGCUCCCUCUACGAAGGGCUGGAGAAGCCGGACACGAAGACCUCCAUCCAUAACUUCAUGACGACGCCCGAGUUCUUGAUCAACGACUACAUCCAUAACAUCCCCCUCAUCGACGAUACGGACGUGGAGGAGAGCGAGGCCCCCCCAAGACGGCGAUUCCGGGCCAGCCCCCCACCAUCGCCCAACAAGAACAACAACGCCAUCGACAGCGGCAUCUACCUGAGCACCGAUGCCAGCAAGACACCUACCUCCUCGUCCAGCCCGGUUAGCCCGCUCCACAGCAUGGAAACAUCCCUUUAACACUACCCUGGCCACGCGACGGGUCGAAAUGACUUUGUGCACCACAUCAGGGGUGUCCAAGGGCCUUCCUUGGAGUUCAGGACUAGCC
Gekko japonicus is the source of this 3316-nucleotide messenger RNA. RefSeq names its product plasma membrane calcium-transporting ATPase 3-like. Gene Ontology annotation, cellular component: membrane; intracellular membrane-bounded organelle. NCBI's taxonomy places the organism in Eukaryota, Metazoa, Chordata, Lepidosauria, Squamata, Gekkonidae. The record is from RefSeq and is a predicted model, not a curated record. Gene Ontology annotation, biological process: regulation of cytosolic calcium ion concentration; calcium ion transmembrane transport. Gene Ontology annotation, molecular function: P-type calcium transporter activity; PDZ domain binding; ATP binding.